Alternaria burnsii is the source of this 2640-nucleotide messenger RNA. RefSeq names its product het-domain-containing protein. The record is from RefSeq and is a predicted model, not a curated record. The transcript is spliced from 3 exons. Lineage: Eukaryota; Fungi; Ascomycota; Dothideomycetes; Pleosporales; Pleosporaceae. Bases 1 to 2640 code for a protein of 879 amino acids.
AUGUCAACGCAGGCAUCAUCGCGUCCUUAUCGGUUGUACCCCGCAUAUUGUUUCAAAGCAUCACCUACAUACAAUACAUGGGUGAAGCUUACAGCUGCAGAUGUGCAGACUCUUCGUUCUGAGAAGGAGUUCCAAGCGCAGCGCGGCCUGUACUUUCACCUCAACCACCCCAUCCGAUAUGUCCGCAUCGUCGGGGUCGUAGUAGCCAUCGAUGAGAUCAAUCUCAGAUACACAGCUCUCACCAUCGAUGACGGAAGCGGCGCGACCAUCGAGCUGAAGAUCGUGCGAAUACCUCCCGUUGAGCAGAACCCCGUAGACACGUCCUCCAAUACAAAGGUCAGCAACCUGAACAUUGUCAGCCGACUAGGCAUCUUUGAAGUCGUAGUAGACGAUCAGCCACUAGACAUAGGUUCUGUCGUCAAGGCAAAAUGCACGAUAUCAGAGUUCAGAGGCAACAAGCAGCUUGAACUGCAGCGCAUCUCAGUCAUCACGACGACUGACGAAGAAGCACGAGCAUGGGCUGAGACCGCUGCGUUUAAGCAAACAGUCCUGUCGCGCCCAUGGCAUAUCUCGUCAGCUGAGCACAAGCAGAUUAAGCACAAGAUAAAGGCAGAUGAGAAGAGGGAACGGGAAUAUGAGAGGCGCAAGGCGGACUCACAACACUCCAUACUUCUUUCCCUCAAUGAACCCGCGACGUCAACUGCUCCAUUGCCCUCAAUCCCUCCAACUAUGGAACGAUUCAGGAAUCGUAUACGCGCAAAGCAUGACGACAUUGUCGAGAGGAUUCGCUUCUUGAGAGUUGGCCGACGAGGACAUAUCGACCAGGCUGAGACAACAGUCCCAAUUCCUGACGCAGUCAAUAAGUCGCUCCAAUACAGCCGCUUGACUCGAGAUCGGACUAUCCGAGUCCUCGAUCUGGCUCCCGGCACAUGGGACGAACCCGUCAAUUGCUCCUUGAGAACAGUUCAUUUGGAUGAUGAUAACCCUCGCUACGAAGCGAUUUCAUACGCCUGGGGCGACCACAGCGAUCGGAAGCCAGUAAUUUGCAACGAAUCCGCCAUCACUACAACACGUAGCUUGUUCGAGGCUCUUCAGCGUUUCAGACGCGUCGAUACCAUAAGGACGCUCUGGGCCGACGCACUGUGUAUAAACCAAGCCGAUGACGACGAAAAAACAUCACAGGUACGGCUGAUGAGUUAUGUCUACACAAAAGCUGUUCGGGUACUUGUGUGGCUGCAACAUGAGGACGACCAGUUAGUCCAAGAUUCGUUGAAUGCCAUAUGUCGAUUUGUAUGUGAAGAAAAUGCCUUUAGCAUGUUCGGAACGGUGAAUGGAACGGCACCCGAUAUAUUAUAUCGAUGGCUUGACGUAGAUGUCACUACCGUCAGCCGAAUGGAGCCUUCCGAACUUACCGAUGUCGCUGUCGAUGCUCUGGAACUUGUCUGCCGCUCACCUUGGUUUGGUCGGGGAUGGGUAGUCCAGGAGGUGGCAUUAAGCACUUCGACUUCAGUAUUUUGGGGUCACAGUGAAAUCGACUUCGAGUGGCUGGGUACCGCGGCUUUCUGUGUCAGUUUCGAAAAUGCCUCCAGGCUAAGCCGAGGGAUGUCCUAUUGCCAAAACCUCUCUGACGUAUGGAAAAGAUUACGUAGCCCCUAUGUUCCGAGGGAAAGUCUUCUCAAUCUGUUUCACUUGACCGACGGCUUGACAUUCAAUGAGCCAAAGGACAGAAUCUACGGGCUGCUGGGGAUAAAGACACUCGAGUGCGACCUCGCAGAUGGUCAAUCUUUUAUUGACCCUGACUAUAAUAUUACGACUAUGGAAUGCUAUCGCAGGGUAGCAGCAAAACUUCUCUGCGAGUGGCACGACCUUAGGGUCCUUUCCUGGAUGCGCUCCGUUCCACAAUCAGCUAAAGACUGGCCAUCAUGGGUGCCAGAUUGGAACGAAGGAAACAAUAUACCGUUCGGAUACCACCCAAACAAGCCCCCCCAUGAAGAAGAUGACUCGAGUGUUGUUCAAAUAUCAGAAACGGUCUUCGGUGGAACUCAGUGCAUUGAAAUCUCAGGUUUCAGAAUUGAUACGAUAAACCGAGAAAUCAAAGAAUAUGCCACAUUAUCAGACGGAAUCGGCAAUCUUGACGUGUUGAAAGCAUUUCAAGCCUUGCUCCGCCGCUUGGAGCACAUAUACAGCCAACAGUGUCUUGCCUUCACCUUUGGCAAUCCUCGAAGGCAUCUACCACUAGACUCUGUCCGUAUUGCAAAUCGUCUGAGUGAAUAUAGGGCAUUCAUGGGGAGUGUUUUUGCCCAAGAUACCCAUGGGCCUGGAGUAUUUGUCUCGGAUGAUUCCUCGUGUUCCUACGUACCGAGCGCGGAUAGAUUCGCUCAUAGACACGUUAUCGACAGAGGAGACCGCUGCCUUUUCGUCACUAGCACGGAAAUGCUAGGCAUUGGUCCUCGAUCAAUGACACCAGGCGACGUCGUGGUCGUGUUACACGGCGCCCAGGUACCCUUUGUCCUUAAGCCUGUGGACAACGGCCUCUGGAGGUUUGUAGGCGAAUGCUAUCUCUACGACGUCAACGACGGUCGCGUUCACCGAGAAUGGGAAGAGAAAGGUAGCGUGUCUGAGAAGUUCACCAUCUGCUGA